This is a messenger RNA of Gopherus flavomarginatus (Mexican gopher tortoise), 2950 nucleotides long. RefSeq names its product peptidylprolyl isomerase H (gene PPIH). Lineage: Eukaryota; Metazoa; Chordata; Testudines; Testudinidae. The transcript is spliced from 10 exons. Bases 3 to 566 code for a protein of 187 amino acids. The record is from RefSeq and is a predicted model, not a curated record. Gene Ontology annotation, molecular function: peptidyl-prolyl cis-trans isomerase activity. Gene Ontology annotation, biological process: protein peptidyl-prolyl isomerization; protein folding. Gene Ontology annotation, cellular component: intracellular membrane-bounded organelle.
GCAUGCGCGUGUCUGGGGCAGGCUCGCCAUGUUGCCGAGGGAGGCCGGUGGCCGCGUUCUGGUUCCGGUUCCGGGGGGGGGUCGCCAUGGCCGUGCUGGCCGCCAACCCCAACAACCCCGUGGUCUUCUUCGAUGUCAGCAUCGGCGGGCAGGAGAUCGGCCGCAUGAAGGUGGAGCUGUUCGCUGACGUUGUGCCCAAAACGGCGGAGAAUUUCAGGCAAUUUUGUACAGGUGAAUUCAGGAAAGAUGGUGUUCCGAUAGGUUACAAAGGGAGCACUUUCCACAGAGUCAUUAAGGAUUUCAUGAUACAGGGAGGUGACUUUGUAAACGGAGAUGGUACUGGAGUAGCUAGUAUAUACCGGGGCCCCUUUGCAGAUGAAAACUUCAAACUCAGACAUUCUGCUCCUGGGCUGUUGUCUAUGGCAAACAGUGGUCCAAGUACAAACGGGUGUCAGUUCUUCAUCACGUGUUCCAAAUGUGACUGGCUGGAUGGGAAGCACGUUGUGUUUGGUAAAAUCGUUGAUGGGCUCCUUGUCAUGAGAAAAAUUGAGGUGAAUGUACUUUGAGUACUGAAUAAAAGUGAGAAGCUAACAGCCGAGAGCUAUUAGCAGAAGAGAGAUUAAUUAAUUUCCCUUUUUGUGACCCUUUCCAUGAGGAAGCCCCAGGAGGAUUACCAAGGGAUCAUUUGGUAAUAAAUAUCCAGCAAUUUGUGAUAUUUGGUUACAGCUUGCAUCCCAAUACCCUCAAAUGACCAGACAUGGCCACCAUAUAAGCAUAACUCGUCUUUCACCACAAUUUCUUCAACAUUUAUCCCCAUUCCAUCUCCUUCCCCCCCAACCCCCCCAAUCUGGCUGGCAUGAGGUAUCAUUGAAACAGCAUCUUAAGGAAAUUGUAUUUUAUUGUGCCUGACACUGAGGUUGCUGGUCCUCUUUCCACAUCAAAUCACAUACCUCGUGGUAAAUUGGCUAUCCGUAUCCUUUUCCCGGUGUGUCAUACAGGGACACUUAUUUAUUAGGAAAGCUGUCUGCAAGAAUUGAUGUUAUAAUUUUUUUGCUUCCUAAUUGACUGGAUGCCAAUACUUCUAUUAAAAUUAGCUUUCUGUAUAAAACAGGUUGUCUAGAAAGUUGAGAAACGCAAUGCCCAACUUGAAAGUACUGGUACCAGGGGAAAGUGGUCCAGUUAACAUUAAUUUUGAUCCUUAAAUAAGUUUCUUUACUGAAUAGCUGGUCAACUGUGUGUAUUCCUUGGUUCUCCCAGUCUUUGAAGCUCUCCAGUUUGCAAUUUGGAUAAAGUUCUGGAUUAUUUGCAAUGGGUGUCAUUGGUGAGGAAGAAGAGUUUAGCUUAUCUCUAGUGCUAUCCCAAGCCCAUAGAGUAGCCUUCACUAAAGAGUUGGGGGAGGCAUAGCUCAGUGGUUUGAGCAUUGGCCUGCUAAACCCAGGGUUGUGAGCCCAAUCCUGUGGGGGGACAUUUAGGGAUCUGGGGCAAAAAAAAAAAUAGUUGGGGAUUAGUCCUGCUUUGAGUAGCGGAUUGGACUAGAUACCUCCUGAGGUCUCUUCCAACCCUGAUAUUCUAUGUGUGUAAAUUUCUGGAGUGGAUGAUUUUUUUUUAAUCAUGGUAACUAGCGAUGUUUACACUACUGCAAUUUUUUUAUUCAAUAAAAAAACAGUGUUGGUAGGGUUAGAGCACCCCCAAUCCACUACUGCUUUGAACUGUCUUAAUAUUAUCAUAAAUUAUUUGGAACAGCCAUUCCACCCUGUGUAAUGGGUCUGUAUAAAUGAUCUAUUCUCACUCUUUUCUUAUUCUAUAUGAAGUCUAAUUACAUCCUCUGUAUUCCUGCUAGUGUUUUAUCUGGAACAAUCAAAGAUUUUGAAACUAGAAAGAUAUCUUGGCAGAAUAUUCAGUUUGACUGUGGCUACUCUUUCCAACCAAAAAAUGGCAUACUUCCACCAGCCCCUCAGAUCUUUUUUCAUUAGCUGAAGUAGAGGUUUGACAUUUAAAUCAUAGUGCUCCUCUAGGUUGAAAUUUGAAUUCCCAAGUAUCUUAUAGAAUUUGUUGCCCAUUUGUACCCAAAUGUUUCUUGGGGAAGUGACUUUUCAGUGUCCGGAAAUUUUAUAGUUAGCAUUUCAGAUUUGACAUAAUUUACUUUAAACCUAGAUGCUUUCCCAAAAUCCUAGAUUAUUUUGGAAACUAAUUUUAGGGAAAUAUUUGGUUUAGAUAAGAAAAUAUUGCAUCAUGUACAUACAAUGCCAUUUUCUGAUUUGUUCCUGAAAGUUCUGUUCCUGUUACAAAUCCAUUGUUCCUUAUCCUCUGUGCAAAAGACUCCAUGGUCAGUGAAAAAGUAAAGGAAACAAUGGAUAUUCCUGCCUGCUCCCUCUGUGUAAUUCAAAAGGGGAGAGUUCACCUCAUUAACUGGCACAGCAGCUUUUGGACUAAUGUAAAGAGCAGAGAUCUAUUUAAUGAACUGGAGGCCAGAGUCUGUAUGGGACAGGACACAAAACAGAAAGUUCCCCUCAAAGGCUUUCACUGCAUCUAGCGAUAACGAAAAACUGAUUUUUUAAUUUUUUUUUUUUUUAAAUCUGGCAUUAUAGAGCCCUAGAAAUGUAGGGCUGGGGAUGAUUUUAAGUACUGUCUGAAUAUUGUCUGCCAUUUGUCUAUCCUUAAUGAAUCCAGUUUGAUCCUGAUUUAUGUAAGCUGGGAACAUAGACUGUAAAUGGCUAGCAGGUAUUUUUCAAUUAACCAGUUGUUUUAAACAUGUACUACGUUGAUUCUGUAUCUUUCCAGUUUCUUAAUCAAAAUGUUGUGCCAUACCAAGUCAAAUGCUUUAGAGAAGACUAUAUAUAUUACAUCAAUAGUAUGACUUUUAUCAACCAAACCUGUUAUCUGUCAUAAAAAGCUAUCAAGUUCAUGUGCCAGAAUCUAUUUUCCAUAAACCCAUGUUGAUUAGCAUUAA